Messenger RNA from Penicillium soppii, 1587 nucleotides. RefSeq names its product scramblase family protein. Gene Ontology annotation, biological process: plasma membrane phospholipid scrambling. The transcript has 3 exons. NCBI's taxonomy places the organism in Eukaryota, Fungi, Ascomycota, Eurotiomycetes, Eurotiales, Aspergillaceae. Bases 1 to 1587 code for a protein of 528 amino acids. Gene Ontology annotation, cellular component: plasma membrane. Gene Ontology annotation, molecular function: phospholipid scramblase activity. The record is from RefSeq and is a predicted model, not a curated record.
AUGUGGAGUAUAAGGCUCCGACCACUGCAAAGGCAGUUGGUUCCAGCGCGCACUCGAGCUCUUUCGAGCUUUAGAACUCAUGGUUCUCAGCGGGGUCCCCGCAAUAGCAUCCAGAGACCAGAACUCAUCAAGUCUUCAAAGAAGACUGAACCGUCUCAACAGCCCGAUCAACCACAAUCCGAACCCGCUGCCCCCGAGCCUCAAGAUGCUGCAAAUCCUAAUUACGACCCUUCACAGAACACUUUACUCUCUCCCGUUUAUCUUCCAGAAGACCCCCAUGGUGUCCUCAAAGAAACUCAUCCAGCUACAUCCAUACUCGCCAACUCAGGAUUGGUGGUGCAACGACAAAUAGAAAUGAUGAAUAUUAUGAUUGGCUUUGAACAAGCGAACAAAUACGUUAUCAUGGAUGCGCAGGGAAACCACAUCGGGUACAUGGCAGAGCAAGAAAAGGGACUCGGAAAUGCAGUGGCACGGCAAUCGUUCCGCACUCACCGAAGUUUCGUGACCCAUGUGUUUGACCGGCACGAAAAUGAGGUUCUGCGAUUCCAUCGCCCAUUCGCUUGGAUUAAUUCCAAGAUUCACGUCUACGACCCUCUCGAUAAAGCCCCUAAUACCUACUCGUCAUCCACCUCUGUUGAGGGCGUCUCACCUGGAUCCCUCAUCACACCUGGGGGCACAUCGAAUGCACGUAUAUCACCACUAGAGUUUGAUCAGAUGCGAGUCAUUGGCGAGGCCCAGCAGCAGUGGGCACCCUUACGGCGAAAGUACAACCUUUUCACCUACCACAAGUCGCCCAAUCCGGCUACCGACAUGGGAACCAGCAGCUCAGGCACUGAUGUUUCACAAGGAAAUCAGAUUCAGGUACGGCCAACAUCUAACCAAGACCAGGGCCAAUAUAAUCAGUUUGCCUAUGUGGAUGAACCAUUCCUAUCAUGGGACUUUUCCCUGAAUACGGCGAAUAAGCAGUUGAUCGGAUCAGUGAACCGCAACUUUGCAGGCUUUGCUCGUGAAUUCUUCACGGAUACAGGCGUCUACGCAAUGCGCAUGGACUCUGCAGGUCUUGGCACUGAGUCCUCAUCUGAUAAAGAAGUCCGUGGAAUGACCCUCGAUCAGCGUGCGGUUAUGCUUGCUACCGCUGUAAGCAUUGACUUUGACUACUUCAGUCGUCACAGCGGCUCUGGCGGCUUUGGCGGCUUCAUGCCUCUCUGGUUCCCCGGUAUGGGCGGGGAGGCUGCCGCUGGGGGCGCUGCAGGUGGUGCGGCUGCAGGGGGUGCCGCAGAAGCCGGUGCCGUUGGUGAAGCCGCAGCUGGAACUCUAGGCAGAGCCGGGGCCGCUGGGGGUAUGACGGAUGGCAUGGCUGCAGGCGUUACGGGGGCAGGUGCCAUGGCUGGAUAUGAAGCGAUGCAAAGAGGCUACCCAGCUGAUACCAAUGCACCGACAUCGCCUGGUCAGCAGGGAUCACAGCCUACAGAGGCCGAGUCAUCUGGUUUCUAUGAUGAACCUGAAGAUCCCUGGGGUAAAGAGAAUCCUUGGGAAGAUGAUGAUGGAGGCGAUGGAGGCGAUGGUGAUAGUUUCGACUUUUUCUAA